CUCAGAACUGUUGGGGCGGUGCAGGGGGAGGAGAGCGGGCGGUGGGCAGCGGGCAGCGGGCAGCGCUGUGUCAGCCGCGGUCUGCGGGCAGCAUGGAGCCUAAAGUUGUGUGCAGAGGAGGCAGCUGCUGUUGGAGCAGUGCAGAGGCUGGCAGCAGGCUGGCAGAUGUGUUCAGCAGUGUGAUGGCAGAGUCCGGCUCACAUGGCUGCUACAAACCACAGAACGAAGAAAACGUAGACCCACCUCAGACCUACAGCUCUUCCCUCUCGACACCAGAAUACUCUGCACCUGUGGACUCCUCCCUUUUGUACACACCGUGGUCUGUGUGCGGAGAUGACAGCAAGCAGCCCGCUGCUCCUCAGCUGAAUGUGAAAUCCAGAAUUCAAACUGAGAGGAAUGAUUAUGGCAGUGAAGCGGAUUUGUAUGAGCUUGUGUCUAACAUCUUGGAAGAGCAGGAUAAAUCACAGCCAUAUUGUGCUGAGGGGAGUUGCUCUUCCAGCUUAAAGUCGGUGUGGUCCAUGAAUGCUACGAGAAUCACAGACCACCACUACCUGUUGUCAGAAACUAAAAGACCAGUUACUGCAGCUGUUUCCCAGCAGAGUUUUUAUAGUAGUGAAUCAACAUCUGCUGCUGAAAAACAGUACUUGCAAAGUGGUAACCUUGCACCACAGCAAAAAGUAGAGGAAUGCUAUCAUGGAUUUCCUGCUACAGACGUUGAGGAGCAAUGUUUGUGCCCUUCUAGGAACGAUCGUGCCAACUGUUGCAACAUGCAGGCUAAUGAGAAUAUUAAGACAACACCUGUGUGUCAGAACUAUCCAUGUGUGAAAAACACCUUCACACCUCCCGCUGCUUAUUUGGAAGUAAUCAAGGACUCAGGAGGUGAUGCUUACUCCUACAGAAGAGAGAAUGCAUGUCCCAAAGGAGCAGAUGCACAGCUGCAACAAAAGCAGGCAGAAACAUUCUCACAGUUUCACAGAUGCAAUGAAAAUGCUGAUUAUGGUAGAUAUGCUGAAUAUUCUCAUUUUACCAAAGCAAAGCCUACCAAGAGCAUCAAUUGUAGCUUCCAAGAAAGUAAAAAAAUAGUAAGUGAAAUGACUGAAGCAUCAUCUCUGGAUGUAGAACCCUAUUCUAAAUUAUUUCAAUUCAAAUCAGGUACUCAGAGAAAAAUAGAAACGAUUCCAGAUCAGCAAAACUUUACAUUCACCAAGAGUGCAGGACUCCUAUCAGAAAAGCAGUUUGCAAAUGAGCCUCCAUUCUGCAGUGAUGUGGGGCAGAAAUUUGAGUAUGGGCUAAAUUCUCUUACAGCCUGUCAGGGGAAUAGUGACUGUGCAAAUGGUGUGGAUAAGCCACAGUUUUCCAAGUCUGAUCUUCAGAAUCCUGAGUACUGUAAACCACUUCCAUUAUUACCAAACUCAGCAAACUUGUCAGCAGGUGCCAAUGUAAGGCAGGCUUGGAUGAACUUUCAAACCAAACCCGCUGUCCCACCUCAGAGUCCAAGCAUGGUGAAACUGAAUAAUCAUUUAUCUACUUUACAAAAAAAUUCCAGUCACCCUAAUGAUUUCUUACAGUUAGCGUCUUCAAAUGUCCCUUUAAAUGGUAAUUUAUCUCACAAGAACUGUCAAGAUAAUUCUUUGUUUUUUUCGAGUCUCGAUUUUGGUUAUAACGCUUCAGAACGAGCUCAGUCGGCUGCUCUUAUGGAAGCACUGGCAAAGACUGGAGAAGAAAAUCUGAUUGAGUUUUUAAGUGACAAGAAAUUAAUGCAACCAGACAGAGGCAGCUCAGCUCAGCAAUUUGGGACCAUUGAAAAUGUGAACAAGCACUGUUUCCAGUUGAAGCCACAGAGUGAGCAUUAUGAGCUAGAAGGACAAAAACACUCAGACAGGCUGUUGCAGAACGUGUACCAGGAUUCGGUGGAAUCUCAGGGUCAGCUCAAUCUCAGGCAGGGAAAUGGAGGUAAUAAUGCUGUCAAUCACACGACUCACGUGCAGGCAUCGAGCUUUGCCAGCAGCUGUGUGAUGGGUGACUGGAAGCAUAACCAUCAGCUUGGUUCAGCUGCAAUCCCCUCGAGAUCUGCUCGUCCACUGGGCCGUCUGGUUGUGCCUCUGAUGGAGUCCUACAACAUGUUCUCCAGUGACAGCUUAAAUUGCUUCUAUCCUUAUGUGAAUGAUUUGAUGUGUGAUGUACCAGCGCUGGGAUGUCAAAAGCAAGUUAAAAUGAACAGUGGGACUGCCAGGGAACUCCGUGUUAAACUAGAGGAGUGUUAUGAACAGUGCAGAGCUUUGGAGAAAGAAAGAAAGGAGACUGAAUCAGCUCUUGCUAAGAGUUACCCAGGGAAAAGCAUUUCCAGUAAUAACAACGCUCCAGUUCCAAGGCUGACAUCAAACUCAUCAAGAGUUGAUCGCUUAAUUGUGGAUCAGCUACGUGAACAAGCCAGAGUUGUGACUUUACUGGGAAAAAUGGAGCGCCUUCGCAGUUCUCCCCUUCAUGUCAACAUUUCUACUGCUCUUGAUAAACAUCUGGAGGUGAUUCGUGUUGUGCAGACACGUAGAAAAUAUGAGAUUGUAAAUGCUUCCCAUCGACCAAAGCAAGGAGCUCCCAGGUGCCAAGAUGACAGAGAUGUUUUGGCUCUCGCAGUGGCGAUCAAUGAGAUGAGCGCAGCGACGCGUCACGUACGUACGAGUCUGUGGUGUGCCCUGCAGGUGAGCCUGCCAAAACCUGCAGCUAGACAGCUGCUCACAGCAAAAGCUCUCCGGGAGAGGGCACGGCCUGAAGAGAAGCGUACGAAAAUGUGAACGGCCGUGGCAGCCAGGAUCAGAUGGCAGAAACCACGAGCAAAGGAAAAUGUAGCAGUGUGCGCAUAUGAAGAGGUGAUGACGUUUAUUCUUUCUAAUUAUUUGUAAAGUUCAAACUGCUGAUACUCGUAUUUAAAGCUGUAUCUCGAGGAGAGGUUGAAUUUUCAUCAAGGGCUCUCAGUUUCUCCUUGGACUGCUGAAAUUACAGGCAGGACCGUAAUAUUGGGAAGCCUAACUGAUGAAUGUUAAGGAAUCGCACUAAUUAAACAGCGAACACCCAAGACGUUAUGUGACGUCUGCAGGUGAGCCUUGGUGUAGAAUUCUUCUGUUGAGUUUGUUUAGUUUUGUUUUAGAAAAGGGGUUUUAAAAUAACGAGUCUUAAAGACUGUAGUCUGCUGUGGUGUCCAGGUGGUUUCAGACAAGAUUGUGACGUAAAGGUGUUUUCUUUAUCAAACCAAUACCUGUAAACAGGAGGAAGAAUGCUAAAAGUACUGAAUAUUCAUGUAAAAUUAAAUAUUUAACAUAUUAGUAUUUAUGAAUUUGAGAUUUUAGAAUCCACGUUUGUGAAAGGAAAUGCACCAGAUUCUACUAAAUUAAAUGAUGAUAAAAUUGCUCUUGCAAUUUAGUAAAUGUAUUCAAAUCAUUUGGGCGUGCCCUCAGGAAAAGAAAGAACCUGUUUUAAAGUACUUAACAUAAUCAAAAUGUGACAUGCACACAGUAUUAACCUCUAAAAAAGCUGUACAGCAGCUGAAAUAAUGAGUAUUGUUUUUAAUGCCUUCACUUGAAAACUUUGCUUGGAGGGUAGGCAUCACAAUGUUCUGAAACUUGUGUUUUUUUUAAAGUUACUCUUUCACUAGUUUGGUUUGUGAUUUGAUUGUCCUAUUUUAGAUAUAUUAGUUUACAUCUGUGUUUUUGACAGCUCUUAACACUUGGUGCUUAUCUGCACAUCUUAUCUCAAUCUCUGUACUGAGUAUAAAUAACUUAUUCAUUGAUAGAAAGCGUUGGUAUUAUGUGGCUUAGAGGAGGGGUUUUAGCACUUCCAGCAUCGCGUUUAUAACGCGUGGAUUAAGUUCAUUCAGUUUUCCUUGCCUAGAUGCACUGAUAUUUGAAACAUAGUCUGCGUUCUUCCUACUUGUGGAAAUCCUGCUAUGUACGAGGUGGAAUCACACCACAUAAAUUGUCAUUGGGGAUUAUGAGAGAAACACUGAAUGAGAAUGCAGGAGAAAGUAACCACUUUGAUCACUGGUAUGGCCAGAAGUACUGCCAGAGUGAAUUUAUGGGGGCAGGAGGACAAAGCACAUUUCAUACCACAAGUCACUGCAUUAAGAUUUGUUAACUAGGACAUGUUGGUGUUAAAAACAAAUGGAAUUUAGUCUGUCUGGUAAGAAAUAAAUUAGCUUUCGUUGAAGAAAAUUUGUUCUGUUU
Messenger RNA from Meleagris gallopavo (turkey), 4217 nucleotides. NCBI's taxonomy places the organism in Eukaryota, Metazoa, Chordata, Aves, Galliformes, Phasianidae. The record is from RefSeq and is a predicted model, not a curated record.